Molecule: messenger RNA, 1836 nt
Organism: Exophiala spinifera
Lineage: Eukaryota; Fungi; Ascomycota; Eurotiomycetes; Chaetothyriales; Herpotrichiellaceae
Exons: 2
Coding region: 1-1836 (611 amino acids)
Biological process (GO): oligosaccharide catabolic process
Molecular function (GO): alpha-amylase activity
Source: RefSeq, a predicted model, not a curated record
AUGCCAUCAGAACCGUCAAUCAAGCGGGAGUGGUGGAAGGAAGCAUCUGUCUAUCAGAUAUACCCGGCUUCCUUCAAAGACAGCAAUGGUGAUGGGGUAGGCGACAUCCCAGGCAUUAUCUCGGAGCUAGAUUACAUUGACUCUCUGGGCGUGGAUAUUGUCUGGUUGUCGCCGGUCUUACAAUCUCCUCAAGUCGACAUGGGCUAUGAUAUCUCAGACUACCACGACAUCUAUCCGCCAUAUGGAACAAUGGCGGACCAUGAUGCUCUGAUCAAAGGCCUCCAUGAUCGCGGGCUCAAGUAUGUGAUGGAUCUCGUUGUGAACCAUACCUCAAACCAACAUCCUUGGUUCCAACAAUCUCGGUCCUUGAAGACAAAUAGAUACCGACACUGGUAUAUCUGGCGGCCAGGUCGUUAUGACGCGCAAACCGGGCAACGAGUCCCACCGAACAACUGGGAGUCGUUCUUCGGAGACAGCGCAUGGACCUGGGACGAGAAAACAGAAGAAUACUACCUUCACCUCUGGGCAGCCGAACAGCCCGAUCUAAAUUGGGAAAACCCAGAAGUUGUGGAAGAAGUGCACAACAUCAUACGUUUCUGGCUUGAGCGUGGCGUCGAUGGUUUUCGCAUGGACGUCAUCAAUUAUAUCUCUAAAGCGCCUGGACUACCAGAUGCCCAGGUAAAGAAGUCCGGAUUCUUGCAAAAAGGUGCCGAGCAUUUUGCUGCUGGCCCACGACUGCACGAAUUUCUACAGGGGAUCGGCAAGAUACUUAAGGAUUACAAUGCUUUCAGUGUCGGUGAGAUGCCCGAUGCAGAGAUUGAGGAUAUUCUUAUGGCAGUGGGCCAAAAUAGAGGGGAGUUGAGCAUGGCUUUCCAUUUUGAGAUAGAUGCAUUGGACAUGGGCACCAACGGCAGGUUCGAGCCAGCUGUCUUCUCUCCCACAGCUCUAAAGAAGAUCGUCAAUAAAUGGCAAACUUUCAUGCUUGAGAACAUGGGGUGGAAUGCUCUUUUCAUGGAGAACCACGACUGCAGCCGCACAGUGAGCCGUUAUGCGUCUGACACUCCCUCGCUCAGGACAGCGUCGGCAAGAAUGUUGGCGAACCACCUAGGGUUCCAGUCGGGAACGAUCUUCUUAUACCAAGGCCAGGAAAUUGCAAUGGUAAACAUGCCUCGAGAAUGGCCCGUUGAUGAAUACAAAGACAUUGAAUUGGUCAAUCAUUGGCAGAUGGUUCUCCGGGAUUACCAGGAUGACCCGGAGAGGCAAAAGAUGUAUCGCGAGCGAUACUGGCUGGUAGCACGCGACCACGCACGAACUCCAAUGCAGUGGAGCGCGAAAACACCAUAUGCAGGAUUUAUGCCCGAAGGCACUCACAACGUUGCACCCUGGAUGUCCAUCCACCCAGAUUAUCGAAGCUGGAAUGUGGAACGCGCGGUAGCAGAUCCGCGAUCCAGCUUCCACCACUGGCGUAGGGUUCUCAGUGCGCGAAAGCAGUACCCUGAAAUCUUCGUCUAUGGAGGAUUCGAGAUGCUCAACUUGCAUAUCGAAGAGGAUGUUAUCGCAUACAUUCGUUCUAGCGCAGUUGGCGCAAGAUGCGAAUCCGGUCAAGCUUUGGUCGUGGCUAGCUUCAGCGCUAAGGAGAUUUGGUGGACGAUUCCUCAAAAGGCCAGACCUUUCUUGCUUGACCUUACGUGUGGACCGGGGCCAGCCAGACCAAAUUUGAACGCCCUCGUGACCGAGCUGGGUAAUUAUGAAAGCCCACCCCAGCUAAGGAACGAAAACUGUGGCCGUGUGAUGUUGAGCUUAAGACCUUAUGAGACGGUCGUGGCAUUGAUAUAA